Schistocerca americana (American grasshopper) is the source of this 2698-nucleotide messenger RNA. RefSeq names its product leucine-rich repeat-containing protein 49-like. The transcript has 8 exons. Bases 230 to 2689 code for a protein of 819 amino acids. The record is from RefSeq and is a predicted model, not a curated record. Lineage: Eukaryota; Metazoa; Arthropoda; Insecta; Orthoptera; Acrididae. Gene Ontology annotation, molecular function: protein binding.
ACACAAGGAGAUUUUAUUUUUCUAACCUCCUUGAGUGAAGAAAUCUCUUUCCUGAUAUUUGUGUAUCUUCUUUGGACAAACAACAUUAAUGGCGGCGAGAGAGUGUUUAUGGUUAAUCCCGGAGCCAGCUGAGUCCUGUAGAAUCAGUAUUAAUAUAUACCCCUAAAGAACUGCUGUGACAUUAUGACGUGAAGACAUUUGAUGCAAACAUGCGAAAAACUUCUUUGUCAUGGACUGGGUUAAUAAUGACGGCGUACACGAGACCAAAGAUGGACUACAUCUGUCAUCAGAUGAUGGUGUCUCUGUGUACUGUGAUGCUGUUUUGUUACAAAACACAACAGAUGGGAAGAUUCAAGCAUCAAGAAGUCAGGCAGAUAAAGAAAGAAAUCCAGAUAGAAUUAGUCUUGACAGGAGAGGUUUGACAAAAUUUCCCCAACUUUCUGAGGAGCCAAAACUUCGUUUACUUUCUCUACAGCAUAAUCUUAUUUCAAGGGUAGACAGUUUAACAGACUCUGGUCUCUCUAAGCUUGUUUUUCUUGAUAUGUAUGACAAUCAACUAGAAAAGAUUUCAGGACUCGAGAGCCUUGAGAAUUUAAGAGUGCUCUUGAUGGGAAAAAAUAGGAUACGAAGGAUAGAAGGUUUAAAUAACCUUGUUAAACUGGAAGUGUUGGAUCUACAUGGAAAUCAGAUAUACCAAGUUGGAGGACUGUCAUCACUGAAUGAGUUAAAAGUGUUAAAUCUCGCUGGAAAUCAGAUUAGAGUGAUAGGUGCAACAGAUUUAAAUGGACUGAGUUCUCUGCAAGAACUAAAUCUUCGGAGAAAUAGAUUGAAGCGCCUCUUAGGAUUUGGUGAAACAAUACACUUGAGAAAACUUUUCCUCAGUAAUAAUGAUCUUCAGCAGGUUGAAGAUAUGAAUAGCGUUGUCAGAGCUGCAGAGCUUGAGGAAGUGACAAUUGAUGGAAACCCUGUUGCUCUCGGAGGUGAUUGUGUCUCAUUUUUAGUGUCCUACCUGCCAACUUUAAAAUUUCUUAGUCAUAUGGAAGUAACUGAAUCUGUUAGGAAAGCUGCAAUGUCCUGGAGAAAGAAUAAAGAAGCUUCAGAUAUGUUGGAAACAGCUAAAACCACUGAAAUAGAUGCAGAAAUUAAGCGGGAACAGGUGAUAUCAAAUGCCAGAACAAACUGGGAGUUAUUGCGCUCACAGACUAGAAUUGUGCCUGGGACCAACAGUUUGUGUGGUUCUGUAAGAGACUUAAGGUUUGAAACAGAAAAUGAUGUAACACAUGAACGCUGUGUCCAGAGUGAUUCAGGCAUCAGUGUGGGAUCAUCCUCCAACAGCUCUUACUUCCAGAGUGUCAGCCACAAUGUUCAUGCUCAUCCACUUUCUGCAGCCGAAAUAAGGAGACAAAGAUUUUCACGUAAAACCUGUUCACAGGAUUCAGAGUUUUCUCAGACAACAAAUUCGUCAUCUGGAGCUGCCAGUAUAGAAUUUUUUAAGCUCCCUCCAAUAUUUUCUCCAUUACUGUCAGGCACAGAUAAUCAGCAAGAAAAUUUAGCUUCCCAGAGGGGAAAAGAAAGUGAUGAAUUGCUCACCAGAAAUGACAGUUUGAAGCGUUAUGAUAGUCUGUCAAGUGUAGAGCCAAAUGUGGACAGUUCAGUGAGCUCAUUUCCCAGUGAUACCAGCAGCAGCAGUGAGGAACAAGAGUCAAGUGAAGAAGCUGUCUCAGCAUCUGAAGUGCAAUGUAGACCAGGUGAGGUGACAAGCACCACCAGGAGUUCCACCCACUGCCAGAAACAUACAGGUCACAGAGCACAUACCAGAGUUAGCACAGCAAGAAAUAGGCUAAAAUUUUCAGCCUUACCUGGAAAGAUACGUGAACAAGGUGGAGAUUAUCUUAUAGAAAUCAGUGGUCAGUGCCUCAAUGUGUAUGGACAAGGAGCUCUGCGCUUCAUUGAUCGGCCGUGGAAUUCAGGAAAAGCAGCAGAAGUGUUUACUGUAAAAUUCAAUUAUAUAAAUUUUAAUCACAUCAUUUCAGUAUUUGGAAGACUGAAGCAGCGCUUUCAAAAUGUUGAAAACUUUGUCUUUCAAGAGACAAAUAUUCAUUGUUUGGGUCAGCUUAAUGCUCUAGCUGAUGUGCAAGGUCUGACCUCUCUGCAUAUUGAGAGCGAAGGAAACCCCAUAACACAAAAGGACUGGAUUAAAUAUGCUAUAUACCGACUAUCACACUGGGGACUUAAAGUUAUAAAUGGAAAAGAGGUAAAGGAUGAAGACAUAGCCGAAGCAUCAGAAGAGUUCCAAGGUUUAAGUGACAUAAUUCUGUGGUCCCUGCCUGAGAGCCUUUUGCAGCCACUUCUUGGUCGCUUGCAGAUUACUGGUACACAGCAACAGCAUCAACAGAUGUCAGCUAAGCAGUGGCUGUGGACUGCUGAUCCUGCUUUGCGGAGUGUUGUGGGGAAAGAAGCAUUGCAGUGGCGGAGAUCUUCUCUGACACAGGAGGAUGUGCUAUGGAGGCACAGAGGACGAGUGCAUUUGGCAUAUCUUUUGGAGGUGGCUUGUGCUGCUGUAGAGAAACUGCAUAUGUUGGAGGCACAGUGGCCCAGUAUAUUGGCUGAGCUUGUCAGAGAUACACUUGUUGAUUACUCUCAUCUUGAUUCCUACAUGAAACAGUGUAUGCAGAAACUUAAAGUGUAGACUGAAGGA